Molecule: messenger RNA, 1688 nt
Organism: Lolium perenne
Lineage: Eukaryota; Viridiplantae; Streptophyta; Magnoliopsida; Poales; Poaceae
Product: galacturonokinase
Biological process (GO): galactose metabolic process
Cellular component (GO): cytosol; cytoplasm
Molecular function (GO): kinase activity; phosphotransferase activity, alcohol group as acceptor; ATP binding
Source: RefSeq, a predicted model, not a curated record
ACCGAGCUCGGCUGCCCGAGAUAAAAACGCGCCGACCGCGCGCACGGAGCCGGAAAGGAGAAAACAAACAAGGCGACGCCACCACGCGCCAGUGCCCAGUACGCCACGCCGCUCCGCUACCCCCGCGUGCCGCGCCCUCCCACUCGCGCGCCACCACCUGCCACUCCGCCAGCGGCGAGCGGCGAGAUCGUCGGCAGCGGCCGGAGAAAUGCCCGCGGGAGGAGGGUCGCCGUCGCGCUGGCCGUCGGAGGAGGAGCUUGAUGUCGUACGGAAGAAGGUGGCGGCGAUUAGCGGAAGGGAUGCGAGCGAGGUCAGGGUCGUUGCUUGCCCCUACAGGAUUUGUCCUUUGGGGGCCCACAUUGAUCAUCAGGGUGGAACUGUGACUGCUAUGACCAUCAAUUAUGGAGUACUUCUUGGGUUUGUGCCCUCUGAUGAUACUGAGGUUGUACUCCAGUCUGGUCAAUUUAAAGGUGGUAUACGAUUCAGAGUUGAUGACUUGCAAAAGCCUAUUGAGAACCCAGGAAACAUUAACUGGGAAAGCUAUGCAAGAGGUGCAGUUUUUGCCCUGCAAAAUAGUGGAUAUGAUUUGAGAAAGGGUAUAGUAGGUUAUAUAUCUGGAGUGAAAGGACUCGACAGUUCAGGGCUUAGUUCGUCUGCAGCUGUUGGCGUUGCCUACUUGCUGGCUCUAGAAAAUGUUAAUGAUCUGGACCUAUCACCUGUUGAUAACAUUCAGCUGGACAAGUCCAUUGAAAAUAAAUAUCUGGGUCUUGAAAAUGGUAUUCUAGAUCCAUCAGCCAUUUUAUUGUCUCGAUAUGGCUACCUCACCUUCAUGGAUUGCAAGACUGCGUCACCUUCCUACGCCUACUUCUCGGAGCUGAAUAAAAGCCAGCAACCUCAAGGGCAGCUGCCAUUCAAGAUUUUGUUGGCAUUUUCAGGUUUGCAACAUAACCUACCCAAGUCGCGUGGAUAUAAUACACGAGUUUUCGAGUGCAAAGAGGCUGCACGUGCUCUGUUAUGUGUGCUAGGCUGUGAAGAUGCGCCAAUACUUCGUAAUGUUGAUCCAGGUGUAUAUGAGGCCCAAAAGUGUAUAUUAGACGAAAAUCUUGCCAGGAGGGCUGAGCACUACUUCUCUGAAAUGAAGCGAGUUGCUAAGGGAAGAGACGCAUGGGCUCGUGGAAACCUACAAGAAUUUGGGCAGCUGGUCUCUGCAUCUGGCCGUAGCUCCAUAGUCAACUAUGAGUGUGGGAGCAAAGAGAUGAUACAGCUACAUGAGAUCCUCCUGAAGGCCCCCGGCGUUCUCGGCGCACGGUUCAGCGGCGCUGGCUUCAGGGGCUGCUGCCUCGCCAUCGUCGACAGCGAACGGGCGGAGGAGGCAGCAGCCUAUGUUCGUGCCGAAUAUGAGAAGGCCCAGCCAGAGCUGGUGAGCAAGAUUCCGGCGGAUCGGCGUGUGCUGGUCUGCGAGCCAGGAGACUCCGCGUGUGUCAUAUUGCCAGACCACGACAGCCAUUGCUGAGCACUCUGUUGAUGUCGGAGCGGCCCUCACCGCCGCGCGUGUCAUAUUGUUGGAAGUAACGUUUUGUCUGAAGUGAAACUACUCGAGCUCCCAGUUCAUUUGUGUAUGUUGUAAGAACCAUUCGAUCCGUUCGUUCUUGCCCAAGCAAUAAUCAUCAAUUCAAAGGUUUUUUUCU